Messenger RNA from Verruconis gallopava, 1793 nucleotides. RefSeq lists its product as uncharacterized. The record is from RefSeq and is a predicted model, not a curated record. Gene Ontology annotation, cellular component: nucleus. The transcript has a single exon. Lineage: Eukaryota; Fungi; Ascomycota; Dothideomycetes; Venturiales; Sympoventuriaceae. The coding region runs from base 223 to 1419 and encodes 398 amino acids.
CGACGCGCUUGACUAGCUGGAAUAUCAUCAUCGCCGAGGUGCUUCUCUCCUAAUUCGAAGAGGGUGGCUUUCUUCCAUCUUCGAACCAAGCCGACUUUAAAUUCGCUAUUUGUGCCCGCCUUAACUUUUCUCGACUUGUCUCCGCUUAUCUCGUCUCUUAACGCGACCUGGACGAACGAUCCAUUUGCCGCCGUACUUACGCAGUCCCUUCGAAAGCGAGCCAUGUCGGACUCAGAAGAUUCAUCGAGUGCGCCUAGCGACGCGCAGCUGACCUCAACGCUUAAGCGCACGGUCGCGCGAUUCUUCGCAGAGGAUUCUGACAAUUUAACUUUGAAGCGCGUACGCGCAGCCAUUGAGAAUGAGCUCAAUUUGCCUGCGAAUUGGCUAAAAAAUCACAACGUGUGGGCUGCGAAAAGCAAGGAGUUGAUCACAUCUGAAGUCGCGCGGCUAGAGGAGGCGACCGAAACAAGAGACGUGGAGGGUUCGGCCGUCGACGAGACGAAAGAGAAGGGCACCGCAAACAAAAAUGCUGCCGGUACGAACUCAAAGAAGAGGAAGCCAAUAGAAGAGCCCAAGGGAUCUUCGAAGUCACGGUCGAAGCCAAGAAAGAAGAGGAAAGUGUCCAACGGCGAGGAUGAGGACGAAGCAGAGAAGGCGGAGAGCUCAGCUAGCAAUAAUGAUACGCCUUCUCCAGCGAACAAGAGAAGAACUAAGAAGGCGAGGACGGAAGGGAAUGCGCGCUCCAAGAAGGUGGUCGAUUCGGAUGACGAGGACGAAGGAAUGGAGGGAGAUAUGCAAGCAAGUGGUACCCCCGCGCAGCAGGAGCCCCAGAAAUCGGAGGCCGGAUCUGAGGCGAAAGAAGAUGAGGAGCCAGAGCCAAAGGGCGUGACAGCGCCUCCUGCUCAGAUCGACGGCAACGAGUCCGAAUCUUCAUUAUCUUCGCUGCUAGACGAACCGCCAGCGAAGAAGAGGCGGCAGCGGAAAUCGCCUGCUGCAAAGGCGGAGAAAUCUAAGGUCAAAGCCAAAGGCAGGACAAGCUCCAAAGCCAAGCCCGCGGGGAAGGAACUCACGCCUGACGAAGAGGAGAUAAAGCGACUGCAGGGCUGGCUCUUGAAGUGCGGUAUCCGCAAGGUUUGGGGCAAAGAGCUCAAGCCUUUUGAGACACCGAAGGCCAAGAUUGCCCAUUUGAAGAGCAUGCUUGCCGACGCGGGCAUGACAGGGCGCUAUAGCAUCGAGAAGGCAAGUAGGAUCAAGGAGCAACGAGAGCUUGCCGCCGACCUAGAAGCGGUGACGGCCUUCGACGAGAGGUGGGGGAACAAGGAGGAAAAAAGGCCAAGAGGCCGGGGAGACAUGGCGAAGAGUCUGGGCCUGGAUCCCAGUUUGCUCGAGGACAGCGACGGCGACGGCGAAGACGACUAGGUAUAUUCUACGUGGGGUGGCAUGACAGACCCGUCAAAAGGUGGCUUCCCCCGUGUCCGAGACUUCACGUGCGAGGGCUGCAGUCUCAUCGGCGGCAGUGCCAUUCGCCGUCACAUCUAUCUUGGAAAAGCGGAUCAGUCUAUACUGUAGCUUUGCGGGGUCGCAUCACAUAUGAAAUGCAGCAAAACUCGCUCCCGACGAAGCUAGGCUGGACGAGAAGGGAAAGAGAUGGUUGCGCCGACGCUGGUUGUGAUGCUCAUGCUUUCAUUCCUAUUUUCAUGCCGCGACUGUUGAUAUUAUAUACCCCCGGAUAUAGCGCUCUAUACUAUUGAAUCACAGUGCUAUCAGAAAAUGAAGUGUACAUUCGCCUCGCC